Molecule: messenger RNA, 673 nt
Organism: Cannabis sativa
Lineage: Eukaryota; Viridiplantae; Streptophyta; Magnoliopsida; Rosales; Cannabaceae
Product: splicing factor 3B subunit 6-like protein
Exons: 1
Coding region: 142-513 (123 amino acids)
Biological process (GO): mRNA splicing, via spliceosome
Cellular component (GO): U2 snRNP; catalytic step 2 spliceosome; precatalytic spliceosome
Molecular function (GO): RNA binding
Source: RefSeq, a predicted model, not a curated record
UAAUUCAAUUAGAAAAAUAAAGAAAUUAUAUUAUUUAUUUAUUUUAACAGAGGAAAUCCCCAAACGAGAGCUUUCUCUGCAACUUUACUUUUUCUAUCUUAUUUUCUCGUUCUCCAAACACCAAAACCCUAAAUCCCCAAAAUGACAACAAUCAGUCUCCGCAAAGGUAACACCAGGCUUCCACCGGAGGUCAAUCGAGUUCUCUACGUGAGAAAUCUUCCAUUCAACAUCUCCAGCGAAGAGAUGUACGACAUUUUCGGCAAGUACGGAGCCAUACGCCAAAUCCGAAUCGGUACCAACAAGGACACUCGCGGCACUGCUUUCGUUGUCUACGAAGAUAUCUACGAUGCCAAGACUGCCGUCGACCACCUCUCCGGCUUCAAUGUCGCUAAUCGUUACCUCAUCGUGCUUUAUUACCAGCAAGCUAAGAUGAGCAAAAAGUUCGAUCAGAAGAAGAAGGAGGAAGAGAUUGCUAGGAUGCAAGAGAAGUAUGGUGUCUCUACUAAAGAUUAGAUUAGCAAACCAGUAAUUUCUCUGAAUGUAAUCAUAUGAUUAAAUCUAGGGUUUAGUGGAUUUGUUAUGCUAUUUCUAAUGAUAUGUGAAGAACGAGAUUAUGCUCUGUUAGAGCAGUUUUUUUUCAAUCUUUCAUACAUAUAUAAUCUCUACUUAAAAA